Molecule: messenger RNA, 1461 nt
Organism: Rhagoletis pomonella (apple maggot)
Lineage: Eukaryota; Metazoa; Arthropoda; Insecta; Diptera; Tephritidae
Exons: 5
Coding region: 660-1439 (259 amino acids)
Source: RefSeq, a predicted model, not a curated record
CAAUGGCCGGCUUUAUUAAUGAAUUAUAACAUCCAGUGCACGGACUACAACACUUUAUUGCGCCAAUGUUCUUAACGUUAAGAUGCACCCACUUUUCCCGGUAAUUUAAGCCUCUUGGCAGGCCAAACAGAUGCACGAACUUGUUCUAUAUUAAAAAAAUAAAAUUUUAACAAAUCAAGAGUUGAAUUAAAUCGCUUCAGAAAUAUAUAAAUUGAAAAAAAAAUCCCUAUGAAGAGGAAUGUGAAUAAACCGCAAAAUCUUACGAAAAAGUGGCAAAAAACGCUAAGAAAGUAAUUUUCAGAAAUUCGCUACCAACUACAACGAUGGCCAAGUGUGGAUCUGCAGUUGAGGAGGUCUACGUAAAAUCGCUUACGAUAAAUGAAGCUGAUGAAUUCAAUUGUACUGUAGCGACCACGUAUGGGCUCCUUGAUUAGCUGAUGUGCUGGAUUGCGGAAUUGUCGUAUCCAAUGCUGCUGGAAAAAUUUAUUCUCGGCUGUUAAAGCUGCCUAGCGUUUUUGUUCUGGCUUAUAUCCGAGAAGGAAGAAAAAACCCAGCAAAUAUUUUUAAGAACAAAAGCCCGAUCGAGGAGCGAAAGUCCGAGGAAACCACGAACAAGUCAACUCAGCUAUAUUUAACGAAAUACAUACAAACAUACAGAUAUGAAUCACACACGGUUCCUGGUGGGACCACCACCAUUCGAUUAUAACCUGCAUGGCGCUGACUGCGCAAAUGAAUGGAGAAAUUGGCUGCGGGGUUUUGAGCUGUUCUUGAAACUCAAUAAAACUUAUGACGACGACGAAAAAUGCAGCAUGUUGCUUCACUAUGCUGGGCAAAAGGUUCAGAAGGUAUAUUUCAAUCUGCCACCGACGUCGAACAAUGGCGAGAAAGGCCCACUAGCGGGAGGUUAUGGGUGUUUCGAAACAAGCGAAUAUAAUGAUGCUGUCGCGAAAUUGGAACAUUUCUUUGCACCGAAACGCAACAAUACGUACGAGCGACAUGUUUCUAGACGCAUGAAGCAAGAGUCUGACGAGAAGAUUGAAGUGUUUACUAUGCGCUUAUGCGCACAAGCGGAGCGUUGUGAACUCGGAGAGCAAAUGGAAGGGAAUAUUAAAGAUCAACUUACAGAAGGUUGCGCAUCCAGUUUGUUGCGCCGAAAGAUACUUGGGCGGGGUGAUGACGAUUUCGAUGCUGUUCCUAAACUAGCGAAAGUUAUUGAAGCUGUAAGUGAGGAACAGAAAAUAUUCGGUCAGCAGGAAAAUCAAACGGAACCUCAUGAUGCAUCUCAAGAAGUUAAUAAAAUUGGUGUAAGGCAAAAGAUUCGAAAUUCUAGCGGCGACUGUAGUCGAUGCGGGUACAAAGGGCAUAAGGCAAGUGACAGUAGAUGUGCAGCAUUUUGCUCGGAAGUGUUUCUCUCGGGGCAACCGCAGCGAAGGAAAUGAACGCACUUGGAAGGAAAAGCGC